AUAUUCAAAGCUUCAGUCGACGGAGAGCGUCGAUUUCAUCGUGCGUCUGGAUGAGAGGCGUGAGAGCAGCGCGUACUGCUCAGUUGACGUGGAGAACAGCUGGAGAAACUAAAAAAAGACGCUUUAAGCUGUGGCUAAAGGGAUAAAGAUGUUUUGUGGCGUUUUGCAAAGGCGUUUCACACGAACCUGGUGUUGGAGUUAAUGAGAUUUACAUCGUUUUGUUGAUUGAGGAAAGCAGUUCUGUGUCCUGAUGCACCGCGGAAUUUCUCUCCACAUGACGAGCCGCAAUAAUAAGGAGCUCCUGGAGGACGUCGUGUACAGCUUGUGGGAGCUGGAAACCGCCAGACGGAGACAGGAGAGACUGGUGCUGUGCGUCCUGGCAGAUGGAGACACCGAGAAAGAGCACGAGACUCUGAAAUGGCAGCAGAAGCAGCUCCCGGAUGCCCCCGGUGGUGUGAUGACGGUACUGCAGCAGCACCUCAGUGAGAUGACAAUGCACUCCAACACAGAAGGCAACCUGGACCACAUGUCGAGCUCAGGUUCUUACGAGCAAAGUGAAAUUCCGUCUUCAUUAAGACAAUCGAGAUCUUCUCCAAGUCUUUCUUUCUACAACCACAGAGGCAGAUCGAUGGAUGCGUACAUGCAGGACUGGGAGGGUCAAAGGGCACGACACUUGCAUGCUUUUCUGCCCCGUUCAUUGUCUGCCCCGUACUCCCCUUUAGAGGGCAUCGCAGAAGGAGUUGAGGAUGCCGAGGAUGAUGACAAUGGAUCGCUGUGGUCAAAAGGUCAAACUCCAAAUGGAGAGGACGUGAAUGAACCUGACAUGGCUCCCAUUAUUCAUUUAAAUGAGGAUAGUGGCCCAAUCGGGAUCCAUUGUGAUCAUCAAGGUCCCACUGUCGAGGUGGAUGAGGGUCCCACGGAAGAAGACAUUCAGCAAGCCAUGCGUGUGGAGACCUAUAUUUUGGGUCUUCUACAACGCUAUAGCCUCAACCAAACACUCUCCUCUACAGAAGUCCUCGGUUGUGCUCCUGAUCACUGGCAGGAACUACAUUCUUAUCCACCUGACUACUGUGAUCAAUCUGAAAAUUCAGAGUGGCAAAAAUGGGAAAUCUUUAGUGAUGAAAAUACAUUACAGGAUAGGUACUAUCUAGGAAAUGAGACUGAUCUCUUCUCACAGGCUUGUAAAGAUCCAAGCUCCUCCAUAAACUUAUCCACUAUUGUGGCUGAUAUAGAUUCACACUGUAUUCAUCAUCCCUGUGUUUCUUUACCUUUAACUUCUGAAUCUCCCAAACAAGACUGGAAACCUACAUCUCUGGAACUGGCACAUCAGCUGCCCUUAGGCAGACUGUAUCAGGAGGAAAGAUGGUCAUCGGUCGGGCAGAGUCAUAUGAAGACAACCAACCAGUCUCGAUCUGAAGGUAGCUUCCAAAAGCAAGGAUUUACCAGUGAACCAGAGCAUAGCUAUCAUACAAUGGGGUGGGAUACAGACACACACAGUUUCAGUGAAGAUUAUAUGUCCAGUCAGAGACCCUGGAGCUCCACGGUGGACCUCAGUCAAGAAGAGAAGGCGACGUUGCUCAGAGCAGAAGAACGACUGCUCAGAGACACACACCUACCUUUUCAGAUCAGCCCAUAUUUGUGUAGUAAGUACACUGAGCAGGACCACCACAUUGGGAACGAUUCAAAUGCUAGAGGAACUCAGGGAGAAGGAUCUGACUCCAGUUUGAGUGAGACAUGUUCUCCAGCGUCCAGCUCAAAGUCAAGUGACUCAGAUGACAGUGGGGGCCUUGUCUGGCCUCAACAAGUGCCCCCAUAUGUGCCUUCUUUCUCCCAGAAUGCACCUACUGCUAUAGUCAGGAUCAAAGCCUCGCAUGCACUAAAGAGGAAGAUCCUGCGUUUCCGCUCAGGCUCACUAAAGGUCAUGACCACUGUAUAGUCUUGGGCAUUUGAGAUUCAUUUGGUAUAUGCUGUGCAUCCAGUGUUGGUGUCUGGUGUUAGAAAGUGGAAUCCCCAAAAACCCAAAGCUGGAUUUUAAUAUAUGUCCAAAUUCUGACCUAGUUGAAUGUUAUGGAAACUACUGUACAAUUUACAAUGCUGGCUAAGUAUGAAGAUUUUAGAACACACAAACACACUUUUGGAUUCUCUGGAUGAGUGAUCAAGACCAAACUGACUUGACAAAUAUUCCUGACUUAUGAAUAUUUAAGCAUGUGCUGGAUGUUAUGGUACAGCACUAGGUAUUGUUGCUGCUAUGUCAUAUCUAAGUGUGUUCCCUAUGGAUGUUGGCAGUUGUAGCCCAAACGGGUAAAGCCCUGGGUUGUUGUUGGGGAUUAAUAAAGGCCCAGUAACAGUAGUGUUGGUUUCUUGAGCAAGGCUCUUAACUCCCUCUGCUCCUGAGGUGCUGUAUCAUGGUUUAUGAAGCUGAGAUGUGCGAAGAAAAAAAAUUCACUGUGCUGUAAUGUAUAUAUGACAAAGAAAGGCUUCUUCUUCUUCUUCUUCUUCUUCUUCUUCUUCUUUUGUUAUCCCCCAACAUAAUAAUGCUUUGCACAGUGUUUUUGGGAUAAGCUCUACAUUAAUCACAACCUUGCGAAGGAAGUUAAAAGACAAAAGAAUGAAUGAAGACAAAAGUAUGAGGAUCACUAGUCCUAAGAUGGGCAUAACACUGACCGAUACCAUGUUGUAUCUUACUCAAAACAUAUCGCUGAACUUGGAUAAUGGCUAAAGAUAGUUCUUCUCUUUGGUGCAUAUCCUAGAUGGAUUAACUUCAGGAAGCAAGAAGAAUUGUGUGUGCUUCGAUUCAGACUUUCUUUAGUGCAUUUCAUAUGAAGUGGGCCACUGCGGGUAAAUAACCACCUGCUCUACUUUCCCCCCAUUUUUUGUACUGUUUAUCUUUGUACUAUGUAACACUAUGUCAAGUUAAUUCCGAAUGUUUUCUCUCAUAACCUUCUUUUGUAAAGAAUGUAAUGACGUCCCCUUGACAAGCCAUAUGGAGUUUAAUGUUUAUGCUACAUGAGAUCUCCUAACAAGAUAUGCAUUUUGUUCUUAAGGGUUGCAAAUCUCACAUAAGCAUGGAUUUAUUAUUGAAUUUAAUUACUGACCUGAAAUCUUCCAACACAUCUGUAUGUGUUUCAUGUGGAUCCAAAAGAGCAACUCCAGUAGCCUUUUGCUGUUGUCGUGAGAUUUUAUUUCCUGCCCAAUCUGGACUCCCUGAAGUUGUUGCUACUGUAGUAAUGAGUAAGAGGUCACCUACAGUAAAGCCACUCAAUGUUAUUUAUUUGCAGGUAGAAGCUCUAUGGUGUGUGAGACAUGAUCUCCAAGCUCCAGGUCAAAGUUAUAUGACUCAUACAAUAGCAGGAGCCCUGGCUGGCCUUGGAAAGUUCCCUCAUGUUUGCUUUCUUUCUCACAGAAAGUAAGUUGAUGCCCUUGACUAAACCGUCAGCAGAAAGUCCUGAAAGUGCAGAAAAUCAAACUUAGCUGGAGUUGCUCUUUAAGUAUGAGCAUGAUGCCACCCGAUGUAUCGGUUGAAUGUAAGUUGUUGCUAUCUUGUGAUAGCACUGCAGACCUCCAUGUGAGAAAUAGCCAUUCUGAAAGCUGUAAGAAUCUGUACAGUUAAACAUAAAACAAAUGUUUAAAACUAUUUCUGUGAAUGCGAGCUGUCACAAAGUUUUGUACAUAAUGAAGUAUUGUCUUGCCUGCUGUUUUUAUUCCGGCAUCUUUGCAUUUUAGAUGCAGAUUUUUUAAGUAUUUGGAAACGCUUUCUGAUUCCCUUUUACUGCAUGAUGAUAAUAAAGCUUUUAUAUUAUCAACCCUUUUCAUUACACAUCUUGACAAUGAAUAGGACACAGUGUCAUGGAAAUGCUUCUGUCAAAAAAGCUGUCAGAGUCUCAGUUUAAAAGCCAACAGAGCCUGAAACAACCUUGCCUGCCCCUACCCUUAUGUCUUGGGGUGAGAUUUUAAAAACAUGGUUACACACAUCCGAUCGUGUCUGUUUUGAUCUAUGUUCAUGUCAGUGGUGCAACUGAACUACAACACUGAUUGGUUAUUAUUUUUAUUGUCUAACCUGAAACCUGACUUGUGCUGAAACCUUCACAUUCACACUGAGCAUCUACACAAUGAACAGAAUUAAGUUAUGGCAAAAUGGCAAAAAUAUCAAAUUGUCUUU
This is a messenger RNA of Tachysurus fulvidraco (yellow catfish), 4159 nucleotides long. RefSeq lists its product as uncharacterized. The coding region runs from base 251 to 1936 and encodes 561 amino acids. NCBI's taxonomy places the organism in Eukaryota, Metazoa, Chordata, Actinopteri, Siluriformes, Bagridae. Gene Ontology annotation, biological process: negative regulation of canonical Wnt signaling pathway. Gene Ontology annotation, cellular component: cytoplasm. The record is from RefSeq and is a predicted model, not a curated record. The transcript has 4 exons.